Molecule: messenger RNA, 906 nt
Organism: Caenorhabditis elegans
Lineage: Eukaryota; Metazoa; Nematoda; Chromadorea; Rhabditida; Rhabditidae
Gene: fbxa-45
Product: F-box domain-containing protein
Exons: 3
Coding region: 1-906 (301 amino acids)
Source: RefSeq, marked reviewed
AUGAAUUCGCGCACUUUUCUCGAUAUACCUCUGGAUGUUUUUGAUUUGAUUUUGGAAAAGUUGAAGCCAAUGGAACUCUUGAUUUCUCGUGAUGUCUGCAGAAGUUUGAGAACGGCUGUCGAUAGAUUUGGAUUUGGUAUUGAUGAAAUUGAAGUCUACUUCCGUGAUGAAAACUUGACUCUGAAAUGGAAAAAUGACGAUAUCUGGUAUUUUGGUGCUGUAAAAGGUGGUACAAUUGUGCUAUACGAUGACGGAGAAAGAAAACUUCGAAUUGAAAAAAAGCAUUUUGUGGGAAUAGCUCUUUGCGAUUUGAGAAUAUUUUUGAAGCACGCAUCCAUGUUAACAAUCUAUGACUAUCUCAAAGAUAGACAGGACUUUAUCGAAUCUUUUAUUGAAAUUUUGAAAUCAGACGGAAUUAUUAAAGUGAAGGAAAUCGUAUUUUUUCAAGUCUCAUUCAAGGAUGCUAUUGCAAUUCUCCCAUAUUUUGAUGCGGAAGUUCUUGACUUGCAGACGACUGGCUCAAUUAACCAAUUCGAGCAGAUGACCCAUCUCAGUCUAUGGAAAAAUUGCAAAACCUUCAAGUUUUCUCGUUAUGUUGACAGUAAACUAUUUUCCCAUUUGUUUCAUUUCGAAAACUUCAAUAUCUCCAUGCUUGAUUUUAAUACACAAAUCGCUAUGAAAAUGAGAGAUGAUCUUAUGAGACGAAGUACAUUCAAAAGUUGCCGUAUAGAAUUUGACAAGUGGAAUCUAAUUGAAAUUGCAAAAGUAUUCAAACCGGAUUAUGCUGGUGGCAAUGUAUUCAAAAUUAAAUAUUCAAACAAUGACUACACCUUUACAAUUAAAUGUAAACCCUGGCAUGGCAUGGCAUGGUCAAAUAAAUUUACGGUUUUUGUGAGAAAAUUGUGA